AUGAUGUUAAGACUGGUGAUAGUGAUGAUGGUGGUUGUACCACAAAUUACUUAUACAGCCGAUCCUAUAGUUAACACAAAAUUGGGAAAUAUAAAAGGAAGCCAAAGAACAGUAACAUUUGAUGGCAAAGUCACAGUUAUAACGCAGUUUCUUGGAAUACCAUUUGCAGAGCCGCCAGUGGGUGAGCUGAGAUUUCAAAAACCGGUGCCACAUGCAAAGUUUACUAGCACGUAUGACGCCACGGAAUAUGGUUUACCGUGUUCUCAGGGAACUUUAAGUAGUGAUAAAUUAACCCUCACGAAGAAUUUAAAUAAAACUGGAGAAGAUUGCUUGCAUCUUAAUAUUUUUGUUCCUAAAAUUGUUGGCAACGAGAAAAAUCCUGUCAUGCUUUUUAUUUAUGGUGGUUCUUUUAUCCACGGUGCAUCUUUAGCGUAUGAUGGUGGAAUCCUGGCUUCGUACGGGGAUGUUAUAGUUGUAACCAUCAACUAUAGAUUAGGACCUUUUGGAUUUUUGUCCACUGGAGAUAAAGAGCUACCAGGUAAUGCAGGUCUUUGGGAUCAACAUCUAGCUAUCAAAUGGGUAAAAGACAAUAUUGCUUCUUUUGGUGGCGAUGACUCAAGAAUAACAGUGUUUGGUGAAUCUGCUGGAGGUUCCAGUGUUUCAUUCCAAACUCUGUAUCCGGGAAACAAGGGACUUUUUCAUAACGCCAUAGCCGAGAGUGGUGCAGCAAGUGCUUUUUGGGCAACUGUUCCAGCUUCAGAUGCAUUUGACAAUGCUAAAAAAUUCGCAGAAAAAUUUGAUUGUGAUACUUCUAACUCUCAAACGAUUGUAAAAUGUUUACAAGGUGUCAAAAAUGACACCAAAAUAGCUGAAGUAUCAAUACAGUCUUUAGAUGUAAAAUGGACCCCUGUCCUGGAUGACAAAUUUAUCAGUUCCAAAACAGUAGCAUCAUUAAAAACAAAUAAUGCCCAAAACAUGUUUCAAGACUACAAUAUGAUUAUUGGAUCGAACGGCUUUGAUGGUCAUUUGUUUAUGAUCACACUUUAUGCCCUUGUCACAGAACACAUUAAACGAUCACCAACGUCUAUGUUCCCGGAAAUAUUUAGAUCGUUUCUUAAAACUCAGAUAAAACCAUAUGCUGCAGAUGCAAAAUCUCUCAAUGACGCAGUGGAUGGAGCUUUUUUCGCCUAUACAAACGCAGAAAAUCCCAAUGACAUGAACUACAAUCUUAAAAAGGCUUGUGAUUUUAUUACUGACAGUUUAUUCUUUAUACCAGCACUACAAGACACGAUGAAUCAUGCUUUAAACAACACUAAAACCAGAACCUAUCAAUAUGAAUUUAAUCAUCAAUACCCUUGGAAACCACCUGGAAGCGAAUGGCUCCAAGGAGCUACCCACGCUGGAGAAAUACCGUACGUCUUUGGAUUUCCUUCAUCAAUAUCAAUUGUAACACCUCAAAUUGCCAAAGUUGGUCAACCAUUUUCAAAAGUCGUCAUGGAUUAUUGGACUAACUUUGCUAAAAAAGGAGAUCCUAACAAUCCAAGAACAGUACCAGGUAUAUGGAAGGAAUUCACCAAUAAAAAUCGUGAUUAUCUUUACUUUCCUCAAACUGGAUCUCCUGAACAUAAACAUCACCUCAAUGGACGUAGAGCAGAUUUUUUCUUGACGUAUCUCCCCAAACUGUUACAAUCUGACAACUUGACAGUUCUAACUACUGACUGUUCGUCUUCUGCUAAUGUUCUGUCUACAAGAGUCAUACAUAUUUGGAUUAUUUUUAUCUUGUUUUUUCUUACAUUUAUGAAAUAA
Messenger RNA from Lottia gigantea (owl limpet), 1806 nucleotides. RefSeq lists its product as hypothetical. The transcript has 2 exons. Gene Ontology annotation, molecular function: signaling receptor activity; neurexin family protein binding. The record is from RefSeq and is a predicted model, not a curated record. The coding region runs from base 1 to 1806 and encodes 601 amino acids. Lineage: Eukaryota; Metazoa; Mollusca; Gastropoda; Lottiidae. Gene Ontology annotation, biological process: modulation of chemical synaptic transmission; chemical synaptic transmission; synaptic vesicle endocytosis. Gene Ontology annotation, cellular component: cell surface; synapse.